Messenger RNA from Salvia hispanica, 831 nucleotides. Its product is annotated as Calcium-binding EF-hand family protein. Lineage: Eukaryota; Viridiplantae; Streptophyta; Magnoliopsida; Lamiales; Lamiaceae. The record is from RefSeq and is a predicted model, not a curated record. Gene Ontology annotation, molecular function: calcium ion binding.
UCCUCACACUCUCCAAAUCCCCCCAUCUCACACACAACAAUUAUACAAAUGUAUAUAUAUAUGUGGCUAUCUCAGACAUGAAAGCCAUCAUCUCCAACAUCUUAGGAUUUCAUCUCCAUUCACAUGUGAUCAAUCCUUAAACAUUCAUCCCACCUUAAAACAAUGUCUGUGGCUAAUCUCAACGAGUUCCCACUUCACGAACUAUCCACAAACAUGAGCACCAUCCGAUUCUCUCUCCUCAUCAUCGGAUUAAUCAAAUUCUUUAUCGUGCAAAUCCUCCUCCACAGGAAAAGAAUCUCCCUCUUCUUCACCGCCGAAUCCCACGCCGCCGCCGCCGAUGAUGACUCAAACACGAACAUAAAAGUGGCCGAGAUCAAAUCCGAUGAUGAGAGCGUUUGCGAAGGAGAGCAGCUGGAGACGGUCAUGGCGAGGCUAGGCAUCUCCGGGCAAGGGAAGCUCCCCGCGAAGAUGGGCGGGGACGAGAUAUUCGAGAUGUUUGAGAAGAAGGAGCCGAGUUUGGGGGAAGUGAGGGAAGCAUUCGAUGUGUUUGAUCAGAACGGGGAUGGGUUUAUCGACGAGAUGGAGCUGCAGAGGGUUCUGUGUGGCUUGGGAUUCAAGGAAGGGGUGGAGAUUGAGAAUUGUAGGAGGAUGAUUGGGGCUGUUGAUGAAGCUGGAGAGGGGAGGAUUGGUUUUGAUCAGUUUGUCAAGUUCAUGGAAAAUAACUUUGCUUAGAUUUUUUAUUUUUUAUUUUUAGUUUUUGGCUGCAAGAGAAAUUGUUUAGAAGUUGGAGGAAUUAAUGCUUUAUUUAAUCUACUGAUUUUUUUAAUUAAA